AUGUUCCACUCGAGAAGAUCGCGGGAGAGUAGGGCUAUAGACUCUGAGGCCUUAGCUGCCGCUUCGGCGAUAGGGAGGGCCCUGGACUCGAAGGGCACGAAAGUUAACGCAGAAAAGCUACCGCGCUACAAUAGCUUGUCUCGCUCCAAUUCCAUGGUUAGAGCUGCGUCAAUCAGUAGCAGGAACAACAGCUUGCGGACGCGUCGAGACUCUCGGCGGUCAUCUAGCUUGCAAUUGAAGGGUCCUAGGGUAAGGGAUAGUAUAGAUGAAAGCGAGUUUUAUGACGCCGAGGAUACAUUCCACGCGUUUGGCGGGGCUCAAACCCAAACAAAGCCUGUGACUGUGAAACGGUAUGUGCCUGGCCCCAGCGGACUCAAAUUGAUCGAGGUGCCUAUCUCAGAGGUUCAAAAACCUCCUUCUAGGAACUCUAGUAUGAACAGAAGAUCCGCGUCUGUUCACAGCGGUCUUUCAGUGCGCAACAACUCCCUAGGGAGAAAGACCUCUCUCAAUUCGCACGCUUCUCAGAAACAGAAGUCAUCUGCUCCCGUCACGCAAAAGCAAAAAAAAGAACCCAUGAUCCGUAGGUCGGAGCCACCCAAAAAUAACAAACCGCUUGUUGAGCAGUCUCUAAAAGAGGAGACUGACGAACAACUGCAAUUAGAUCGUCAAAAUAAAGAGGUCGUUAACCCCAUAGAACUCACUCCUCCUUCGAAAAAAGCAGCACCAGAGGUUUCAAUUUUGCGUUUGAGAGAAAAGCAAGUGAAUAUUGUUACAAAAACGGUGGACUCAGGGGACUUGAAUGAAACCAAGCAGCCGCCAACGGUGCUAAUUUCACCGCCUAAUGAAGAUAUCUCUGAAACUCAAAAUCACGCUGACCUGAAUGAUGCUAGCCCAUACCCUACCGAGGAAGAAGCUCUAAAACAGGCUACUGUGAGUAGUGAACCUGCGCCCAGAUCGGGAAUUCGCGGCAAAGAGAAUGAAAGCGGCAAAGAGAAUACUGGGAAGACUGUCGAGGAUGUUAUCAAAGAAGAGUCAAACGCUUCUUCGCGCAAUGAAGCGAAUAGUCCUACACAAAGCGCCAGCGCUGAGGAAGGUGGUGGCACUAAUGGUAAUAGCAUGGCUAAAUACAUACGAUCCGCCAACCAAUACCUAAACAAGGGCCACAAAAAAGUCUUGACUUCUGCUCAAGAGUCGAACGCCGGAGGCCUCGAGCAGCAGGCCAGCAGUCAAAUUACAGGGAACGGAGGUGGUGAGAUGGCACCUUUAAACAAGGUACCUUCUCCCAUGAAGCCUGCGUUGAAGAAAACUGCAAGUGACAACUCUAUGCGCAAUCCAUAUAAGGAAAACUUUGGUUCGAAGGCCGAGGAAGCUUACCUUUCGUUAGCGACAGCUGAGAACACUAGACUAAAUGCCCAAAUGUCUGACGAACACAGCAGGCGCCAACCCCCAGUGCGAAAAACGCGUCCAUCCUCAAUGGUGACUAACGCUACUGCAGUUCAGAAAAAUAUACCGGCAGUCACAAAGCCAAAGCAUAUGUCAAUGCAAACCCCCCUGCGUAGCGAAAUACGACCACCCGCUAGGUCAACUAUGCGGCCGGAAUCCAUCAGACAAGACAAGAAGAUAAAACCCAAAAGUCGCACUAGGCCUCAACAGACAAUCAAUGAUAAAAGAGCCUUUUUCCCUCCCGAACCUCCACAGAAAAGAUCAAGUUUCGAGAAGAUCAGACCUAAUGAGACUCAUAUGGGCUUUAAGAAGUUGUCUUUGAGAGACGAGGUGUCUGAAGAGGCUAAUUACGGACCUGUAGUAGGAGAAAACUUCCACAAUGACGCAAACUCAAUCUCCACUGGGCGAGACUCCUCGUCACAAAUCAGAAGUCAAGCAUCGCUGCCCGCUUCUAAUUCAGGAUGGAAGUCUAGGUUCCAUGACUCAGACUCUGAGGAUGAAUAUUCCCCUAUCUCAACUGUAAGUCCAGCCAAACCAACGGCAAAGCCAGGGGUCAGGAAUGGAGGGUUUUCCUUGAGAAAUAAAAAGGAUUCAGGUUUUGCGCCGCCGCAGCCGAACUUCGUGCAAUCUUCAACCGCGCCCAACUCGAAGCACAACACGCCAAACAAGAAGAUAAGUACAUUGUCUUUGAGAAGUGUAAGCAAUAAGAGUGACAUGUCACCUGCCAAGGGCAACAAUAACUUGAGCCAGAGGUUUUUUAGUGAGCAACUGUCUCCAAGUGCUGAAGAGGGCGACACCAAAAAGAAGAGCAGUUUUGGUAAAAAGCUCAAAAAGAUAUUUGGGAGAAAGAAAUAA
Lachancea thermotolerans CBS 6340 is the source of this 2298-nucleotide messenger RNA. Its product is annotated as KLTH0D05500p. The transcript has a single exon. The coding region runs from base 1 to 2298 and encodes 765 amino acids. Lineage: Eukaryota; Fungi; Ascomycota; Saccharomycetes; Saccharomycetales; Saccharomycetaceae. The record is from RefSeq and is a predicted model, not a curated record.